GUUUUCUAUCAGUAGAAAAAGAAUAUAAACCUUUGCAAUUAAGGAUGUCAAAAACUCCAAAUUCAGAAAAAGGUAUUGGCCAAGUAGCAUGUAGUGGAGGUAAAAGCAAAGCAAGGGGGGGAGGAAGAGAAGAGAAGAAGAGCAAGCCCAAGUGUGCAUGCGUGUAUGCGCACGCACGCACAUAUAUGCGGCCUAGCUAGCUACCAGGCAUCAUACGGGUAUUAGGUGUAAUAAUAUAUAUAUAGUGUAAAAGUCGGCCACAAGCUGAGAUGCAAGGCCCAAUCACCAGCUGCCACUCUCAAGAACCUGACUUUGGAUCGCUAUCCCUUUUGCUUCUUAUUAGUGCUCAGGGAAAGAAAGCUAUAGCAGUAGCUAAAUAAGCCAGAGAGAGGCUAAGAGAGAGAGAGGUGAGGGGAGAGAAGAAAUCCUCGCAGAAUUCGAGCAAGAACCGAGGGAGAUCGAUCGCCUCUUGUCCUCGUUCCGAGGCAGAGAUCGACCUGAAGUGAGCUGAGCUGCGGCAAGGAGGAGGAGGAGGAGGAGGAGGAGAAGGAGAUUGGAGAUGAUGAUGAGGGAUGUGUGCAUGGAGGUGCUGCCUCCGAUGGACCACUACGCGUCGAGGGGGAACUGGUUCAUGGCGCGCAAGUGGUCGCCGGAGGAGAACAAGCAGUUCGAGCGGGCGCUCGCCGGGCUGGACCUGCGGUGCCCGGACUGGGACCGGGUGGCGCGCGCCAUCCCGGGCAGGUCGGCGCUCGAGGUCAUGAACCACUUCAGGGACCUCGAGCUCGACGUCCAGCAGAUCGAGAAUGGCAUGGUGCCCUUCCCGGUCUACGGCGCCGCCGCCGCCGGCGGCGCGUUCACACUGCAGUGGGAUGGCGCCCAUGGCGUCGGGGACUUCAGGAACGCGUACCGGUUCGGCGGCGGCGGCGGCGGGAAGCGGCACUUCGGCCGUACGCCGGAGCAGGAGAGGAAGAAAGGCGUGCCAUGGACGGAGGAGGAGCACAAGUUGUUCCUCUUAGGACUGAAGAAAUAUGGGAAAGGGGAUUGGAGGAACAUAUCCCGCAAUUUCGUGCAGACGAGGACGCCGACGCAGGUUGCCAGCCAUGCGCAGAAGUAUUUCAUCAGGCUCAACUCCGGUGGCAAGGACAAGAGGAGAUCCAGCAUCCAUGACAUUACCACGGUUAACCUGACGGAUGACCGGCCUCCCUCGCCAUCACAGUCCUCCUUGAUCAGCAAUCAGUCCAACACAUCAACUCUGACCGCAGCGGUUGCCCCCUUCUCAUCGACGGCCGAUGUCAAGCCACAGAAUGCCGCGAAUGCGUCCUUCAAUUCGCCAAGCCGGACACUUGGGAUGGCGGGUUACGGGAUGGGAUUGCAAGAUCAAGGAUUGCAGUGUGGUGGUCCUCUACAUGAUCAGUUGGCCGCGAGCCGAAGCAUAUUGUUUUAGAUGAAACCAAUCCAGGCAGCACCAUGGAUCAGAUGUCUAGUGUAAUAUUGCCCUGCUUGUAGCUUCAUCACUACCUGUAUUGAAGUAAUUAAUUAUGGGGAAUUUUUCGGAACAUAACAGAGGGGGUGUGGAGGGAUCUUUGUGCCAUGUUGGUGACUGAUAACCUGUGAUCCAUAAUUGUUGGCAAUACUGAGAAUGUAACGAAACGAACGUCAAGAACUUGAUGCCGGUGGUAUUUUCAGACAGUGAUUGCUGCUAGUGCUGAACACUGAUCAUGCAUGAAGUGGACUUUGUAUUCAAUCAUGGAUCCAGCUUUUGUGAGGUGGAUGAGGAGAAUUCUAUUCACUAUGUUCUUCUGGUCAGUGAUGCACUGAGAAACACCGGUUGCCAUCUGAUUGAGGGGUUUCAGAUCAUGCUGUACUUCACACAUACUUAUCCACAGUUCUAUCAAUUUGCUCAUUGGUGCUCCCCCCAUUUGAUGUUUGCAUAGAAUUUAUUUGGAUAAACGGAAAAUAAGUUUGCUCUGAGUCAUUCAGCAUUAUUACUACUUUCAGUUGCUCAUCUAGUCAACUUUUCUUGUUUGUAGCUUCAUUUUUAUAAUAAAAUAAUAACUUCUUUUUUUUAA
Molecule: messenger RNA, 2069 nt
Organism: Oryza sativa Japonica Group (Japanese rice)
Lineage: Eukaryota; Viridiplantae; Streptophyta; Magnoliopsida; Poales; Poaceae
Product: transcription factor DIVARICATA
Molecular function (GO): DNA binding
Source: RefSeq, a predicted model, not a curated record